Molecule: messenger RNA, 1166 nt
Organism: Neurospora tetrasperma FGSC 2508
Lineage: Eukaryota; Fungi; Ascomycota; Sordariomycetes; Sordariales; Sordariaceae
Exons: 2
Coding region: 118-939 (273 amino acids)
Cellular component (GO): membrane; cytoplasm; mitochondrion
Source: RefSeq, a predicted model, not a curated record
CGAUGCGAAUAUCAGAAAGCAAGCACUGCUAGAACCAGAGAAGAGAUCGCACCACGAACGAGCGACAUCGGGCGACACAGAUACCAUACCUGGUACCGUAAACAGAACAGCAGCAGCAUGGCAGCCGACUCACUACUUCGAACCGUACUUCGGCGCAAAGUCGAGUUUCUUCGCCAUGUCCGCCAGCGUCGGGCGCAAUACUCAACCAAACCUCCCACAGCCGGCGAGCAGAUCCCGACACCGGGCAAUGUCCCUAACCUUCCCUUCUGGCAGCGGCUCGGGCCCUUGACGAGGGCAGCCUUCGCAUAUGCGCGCGCCCAGCGCAAGAGACCAUACACCACCCAGGUGGCCACGUCGCUGGUCAUCUACUUCUUUUCUGAUAUUUCGGCGCAGAGGAUGGGCGGGAAGGACUAUGAUCCCAAGCGGACGGUGCGGUCGCUGAUCAUCGGGUCGAUAUCGUCGAUUCCCAGUUUCAGAUGGACGUUGUGGUUGUCCAACAACUUUAAUUACUCGUCGCGCAUCCUCUCGCUGGGCACCAAGGUGGUGGUCAACCAGCUCUGCUUCACCCCAAUCUUCAACUCGUACUUCUUCGGCAUGCAGGCUGUUCUCGCGGGUGAGAGCUGGAAGGAUAUCGUGGAGCGCAUCCGGGUCACGGUACCCGUGAGCUUUGUCAACUCGUGCAAGCUAUGGCCAGCCGUGACGGCAUUCAGCUUCACGUUCAUCCCGAUGGAGUACCGGUCGCUGUUUGCGGGUGUGGUCGCGGUUGGAUGGCAGACGUAUCUGAGUUUCUUGAAUCGGAGGGCCGAGGAUGGGAAGGCGAUCGAACAACCAGCGCCGGCACUGGCGGCAAAAGCGAUGGAAGCGGAACCCACCCAGUUGAAGGCGCGACAGGUAGAGCUUUCGACGCGACCAGAGAUGGCGAUGGCGGCUGCGAAUUAGCGAAUACGGCGGCGAUAAGAGGAGGGAGCAUUUUCACCGGGGAGCUAGAGGAAGGGUGGUUAUUUUUGCCAAUUUUGGGGUUGCAUAGUUGUAGACAUCAUUGCAUGGGUCGGCGUUCAUGGGGCGGUCUUUUUUGUUGGUUGCAUCGACAUAGAGAUACCUGUAUCGUUUCAGUUGAGCGAAUACAAUUUUGUUGUUUUUCUUGAAUCUCAGCUGUUCUUUCCGAC